GCUGACGAAGAAGAAGUGCCGAGCGAGCUGAGUCUGUGUUGUUAGGCCAGGCGCAGCGCAGAUGACUUGAUUAGUUUCCACUUCGCAGUUGUCCUCUCGGCUCUUGCUUUGUCUCACUUUCGACUUAAACUGGCACCGUGAAUCUUUUUUCCACCAGCUAAAGUCUGCACGAAUUAGCUCAUCAUGGAAAACAAGAAAUCCUUGUUUGUGCUCUUAGCUUGUGCAUUGUUUGCGAGCGUUCUCGCCGCAGAAACUCUCCCCCCUGCUACUGAGGUUCCUCCCCCUACAACCCCUGCAGGGACGACGACCACUCCUGCCACUCCUUCUUCAAGUACUACCGCUCCUUCCUCAACCACCGUACCUCCACCUCCCACUACUUCUACUUCAGCUCCUACAACAACCCCAACUCCUGCUCCCACAACUCCUGCUCCCGCUCCCACAACUCCUGCGCCUACACCCAGUCCCUUCCCUGACAGUCUUCAGAAAGGAAACUGGACCGUCUCUGGUGACAAUGUCACGUGUAUCCUUGCAGCCAUGUCGGUGUCGGCUAAAAUAAAGUACCCUGUCCAGGGUGCCAAUACGACUCUCGAAAAGGCAGUGUUUGUCCCAUCACUUGCCAAAGCUGAGGGAUCUUGUGACCCCACUAGCCAGUGGAUCAAGCUCACCUGGGGUAACAACAGUAUGCAGGUUGACUUCAAGAAGAAUGAUACCGCCAAGAUGUACUUCAUCUCCCAGAUUACGUAUUCAUUAUUCGCUGAUUCAGCUGUCUUCAAAAACAUCUCAACCGAUCUUGCCAACAAACAAUACAACUUUAUGAGAGUCAAGCAAGAUUACAUGGUCAAUCUUAACCAGUCUUUCCACUGCACUCGUGAGCAGAAUCUAACUCUGACCAAUGAUGGAUCCAAGAUCAACGCUGAGCUGUUCCUCAGCAGUGUUCAGCUUCAGGCCUUCCACAUUGAAAACACAGCUGUGUUUAGUGCUCCUCAAUACUGUGAAUUGGACACCCCCGACAUCGUUCCUAUUGCUGUGGGUUGUGCUCUGGCAGCCCUUGUCAUUGUAGUUCUUGUUGCUUACCUUGUCGGACGCCGCCGAUCUCAAGCUCGUGGAUACCUUAGCAUGUGAGUUGACGUGCAGUCACAUCCAUAAAUUGGUUUGCAGUUUGUUUUGCAGCCAGUGCGCUUACACCAAGCGUCUUGAAUUAUAUCUAUUAGACCAUCUUCUGAAGGGUGUGGUGUAUUAGCAGCAUAAGGCACAGGGCACUCUAAAUAAAUUUAGGCAUGGUUUUGUUUCUAAAAAUAUGGAGGACAGGGUAUAUGUAUUAAUGCUUUGGUUUCUAUCUCUUCCUUGUCACUUUUAAAUUGAAUGUUUGUGUAAACUGUUGAUCCAAAGUUUCUAAGACCCUGUGCCUUGAAGCUCAUCUAGAGCUGGGGGGCUACAAUGAUUUUCUAUUGUUGUAUGUGAAGCAACACCCAAGAUUUGUGAUGUUCCUAAAAUUUAUUCAAUUAUUUCUUGAAGUGUAAGAUUACCAGUGGAAUUAAGGAAUUGGGCAAAUUCUUGGGCCAUCUGUGAUUUUUGUUCUAAUCAGCUGUGGCAGUGUGCUCCUAUUCAACAUAACAAUGCUAUGAGAAAUAUAUUUCUGAAUGUGUGUUCGCAAUUGAAGAACAUCCUACCACUCAAAGCAGCAAGUAAACCGUUUUAGCAGAAUCUCAUACUGGGUUUUCUCUUUUCAAUGAUGUAUGUUGUACUGUUGGGUGUAGUUUGAUUUGGUGAUGACUGUAAAUCCUUCCAUGCACGCUCUUUGUAUUUGGUGAUGGCUCGGUAAACUAUUAAAAACAAUUUAUCAGUUUCUUAGCCCCAAUGCUAUUAGAUACACAUGUUUUUCAGAUUUUUGGACUGAUUUUGAAGAGCGUGCUUUGGAAGGAUUCGUGCCAUCAAGAAGGAGUUUUCCCCCCCCUCUCAAUGUUAAAUGUCAUUCCUUAACCCUUGUGUUACUUCAAAAUUAAAUCAAACCCAGAUGUAUACUUGCUUGAUGACAUCUAUUUUGCUUGGAGACCUGGUGUUAGAUUAUGAUUUGUAGUCCAUAUAUGUAGGUCAGUUUCCAUUUUAACGUUUUCAUCUUCUUUGUAAACCUUUGAGAUUCUUCAUUAGAUAGUUGCUAUCACUACUCCAGCAGGAUUAGAUUGUUAAUUUUAAAAUUUGUUCCAAUUAUUAGUAUAGGGCAAUUAUUCUUGCCCUUUGCCAUGAAUUCGCCAUGUGGUGCUUUCCACAUAACAAUUUCAUGUGUUGUAUAUAAUAAAUUUCAGAUUUAAUGGACUGAAGGUAUCUUGACUUUGUUUUAAAGUAGCAACUGGGAGAUGCAUCAUUUAUCUUAUUAUAUUAGUAGAUUUGCUUUUAUCAUAAAGAUGUGUAGAGUUCUCUUGUUUUUAUUUUUAUAAAUGUCCUUGUAGUUGUAGGGGGGUGUAUCUUGCUGGUAGCCUCAACUUUUGCAAAGGCUGCCUACAGAGUGUCUGUGUGUAACAGUUUCCGGCUGUGAAAGGACCUUCUUUGGAAAGUUUAAAUGACAGUUUCUCAUUGUAAUCUUACUGUACAAAAUGUAAUACCGAUACUUCGGAUCUAAUAAAUAUUUGAUGUCA
This is a messenger RNA of Thrips palmi, 2633 nucleotides long. RefSeq names its product lysosome-associated membrane glycoprotein 1-like. The transcript is spliced from 5 exons. The record is from RefSeq and is a predicted model, not a curated record. NCBI's taxonomy places the organism in Eukaryota, Metazoa, Arthropoda, Insecta, Thysanoptera, Thripidae. Bases 184 to 1122 code for a protein of 312 amino acids. Gene Ontology annotation, cellular component: membrane.